This is a messenger RNA of Esox lucius (northern pike), 942 nucleotides long. RefSeq names its product leukotriene B4 receptor 1. Bases 1 to 942 code for a protein of 313 amino acids. NCBI's taxonomy places the organism in Eukaryota, Metazoa, Chordata, Actinopteri, Esociformes, Esocidae. Gene Ontology annotation, biological process: G protein-coupled receptor signaling pathway; immune response. The transcript has a single exon. Gene Ontology annotation, molecular function: G protein-coupled receptor activity. The record is from RefSeq and is a predicted model, not a curated record. Gene Ontology annotation, cellular component: membrane.
AUGGAGCACCUCAACUCUUCCAGGACCUCCACCUUGGACCCAACCUUCCAGGAUUCAGGCCGGCUGACAUCGAGUGUCAUCCUGGGUAUGUGCUGUGUAUUGGGUCUCCCUGCUAAUAUAGCUGUCCUGGUGGUCAUCCUGCGCCGCUCCCCCCGACGCCUCAACUUCACUCUAUACCUUAUGCUGAACCUGGCGUCCUCUGACAUCCUGUGCCUGACCACUGUGCCCGUGUGGAUAUAUACGGUCCUGCAUGGCUGGACUUUGGGCCGUGUCAUUUGUAAGCUAGCCACCUUCCUGCUCUACCUCAGCUUGUAUGCUAACGUGCUAACCGUCACUCUACUCGGCAUCCAGCGCUACAUUCAGGUGCUCUACACACAGAUGUGGAGUCGUCUGGGGAGCAAGGGAGAGGUAGCACUGCUCCUGGCCAUUUGGGUGCUUGCCUGUGUCCUUACCUCCUCUGCCGUGGCCACUCGUGACGUGGGCGAGGGCGAGCAAAAAUGUGAGCGAAAAACCAGGUCAGAUGCUGAAAGAAUAGCGGUCCUUCUCUUGGAGACCCUUCUGGGGUUUGUCGUUCCGUUUUCAGCGCUUAUGGUGUCCUACUGCUGUCUUCACCGGCGUGUAAACCAGACGGCACUGUUCAGCAACACCAAGUUAACAUGGCUGGUCACCAGUGUGGUGGUCGCCUUCUUCAUCUUCUGGAUCCCUGUGCACAUCGUCAACGUUGUGGAUAUUGUCGGCAUCGCGCUACGGGAUUCCUGGCCGAAGGCUUCUGAAAGGUUACUUCGCUACAGGAGCACAGCAGCGCGUGUCGUCCGGAGCUUCACGUUCAUCAACAGCUGCCUGGAUCCCUUCCUGUAUGCCUUUGCCUCACGGAGGAUCAGGGAGAAGCCCAAGGCCCUGUCCGACAAGGGAGAAAGCAGAAUGCAGAGCACAAUGAUCUGA